Messenger RNA from Dermacentor andersoni, 1641 nucleotides. RefSeq lists its product as uncharacterized. Lineage: Eukaryota; Metazoa; Arthropoda; Arachnida; Ixodida; Ixodidae. The record is from RefSeq and is a predicted model, not a curated record.
CACCUGUGUCCAACAUGAACGCGCUCCAAGUGAUUCAACGCGUUCAAGGUCGCUGACAAGUGAGCAAGCCUUCGAUGCUAUAGCAAGCGUUGAUCCUCUCGCCUUGCUCUUUCUUCGCAGCGGUGCCUCGUUGGAGCAAGCCGAACCCUGUCAGCCAGCGUCUGGUGACGUGUUUCUGGCUGAUGGGAGUCAUUCUGGUGACCACUUUCUUCACGGCAUUCAUGAAGGCCAGCUUGCUGGUGAAGCAAGAUGUUGAGAAGCUCUGGGACAUCGAGGAUCUGGCACGAGAGGAAAAGAUACGACCGGUGUUGCUGCGCGGGUCCGGAUUCUACCAGGCUAUGAAGUACACUCGCGUGAAGUCCUUCCAGAAGGUCUACCGGCGCCUGGUGGAGCAGGGCGGCGCGCUGCCAGCCGCGGAGCUGUUCAGCCUGUCGACGCUGCGAGCCAUCCAGGCCGAGCGUGCGGCCAUGCUCUUCACGCGCGUGGCCAUCAACCGGCGGCUGCACCGCUACUGCCCGAUGCUGCAGGGCGAGUUCUACUACGCCCGGCAGCCGGUAACCCAGGUGCCCAUGGCCAUGUUCGUGCGCAAGGGAAUGCCCCGGGUGGUGCGGCGCACGCUGGACGACAAGCUGGGCCAGAUGCGACAGAGUGGCCUGCUGGAAAAGUGGUUGGCCGAGAUCUCCGCUCCCGGCUGCGAGUCCGUGGCGUGGCAGGCGUCGUCAUCGGAGACGGAGGUAGAGGAGGGAGGCGAUUCGGCCAGCCUCGGACACUCUCUCGCCACCUUUCUGUUGCUCGGCCUUGGCCUGGGUGGCGCUGUCAUAGUGCUGCUCCUCGAGAACCUCGCGCACUUCCACGCUACGAGAAAGCGGCACGCGGAAGCAGUGCGCCGAGGAUGGAGAAUGGCUGCGCCGCGCCCGUAGAGGCGUCCCGCACAUAGCGACGGAACAACGUCGUAGUGACUUCGAAGCUAGUUAUAUAGAGAGAGAAAGAAGAAGAACGGGAAAGAUAACCAGAGGCAAAAUUAUUUCGCUGCAGAAAUGGCGCACGUGUACGCAUGAGAAAACGAACGAAUGACAGUAGGGCCGACAGCGCGCCAGAUGCGGUGCCACCAGCUCAGCCGUUCGCAAGGUUAUUAAAACCACCGUCAAAUGUCAGGAAACGGCACCCAACCUUCGACACCUGCGAGGGACCUGCCCCUAGCUGAAAUAGCACGCGCCGGCGCCAUUAGGGUGCGGUGCCCCAGUGGUGUAGCCAGCGAGGGGGGGAUACACCUGGCACGUGCUCCUUGCCCCCUCCCUCCAAUAUUUUAAAUGUUAGCAUGCGGUCUGCCCCACCCCCUCUCCCCUCAAUCCCCAGUCAAAUUCGUGCCUUCUAUCACUGAAAAAAAAUUGCUUAUGCCACUGCGGUGCGCUACCAAGAACUUCGAGCCGUCACCUGAGGCCACCCCAUCAAGAACUGCUGGACUAUUCUUUACUAAAGUUUCUUCUUCUUCUUCCAAGAAGUGAAUCAAUCAGUCAUCUGCGAGGCCGCGAGUCACCGUGGUCCUACGUCCUGGAAAGAAGCAUUAAGUGAAAAGUGUAGAGUACCAUCCCUAUUGAUCCUCACCAGAAUACGUCCAUGUGUCUGCCCUUGAAAUAAAUA